This is a messenger RNA of Rhincodon typus (whale shark), 1225 nucleotides long. RefSeq names its product D-aminoacyl-tRNA deacylase 2 (gene dtd2). Gene Ontology annotation, cellular component: cytoplasm. The transcript has 3 exons. Gene Ontology annotation, biological process: tRNA metabolic process. The record is from RefSeq and is a predicted model, not a curated record. Gene Ontology annotation, molecular function: D-tyrosyl-tRNA(Tyr) deacylase activity. NCBI's taxonomy places the organism in Eukaryota, Metazoa, Chordata, Chondrichthyes, Orectolobiformes, Rhincodontidae. Bases 76 to 561 code for a protein of 161 amino acids.
UAGCGCCUGCGCCUUCCUGCCCGGACCCGGAUAUUUCCCGAGUUUCCGGCAGAACUAUUGCUGGUGUUGCGGUUGAUGGCUGCUCGCGUGUUGUUGCAGCAAUGUCUCUCUGCCCGGCUGCAAGUGAAGGAGGCGGAAGAAGGUGCUGCAGCUGAAUGGAUUCAGAUUCAAAGAGGGACAUUGAUCUACGUCUGCUUUUCCAAAGGUGCUACUGUUGACAUUAUUCCCAAAAUGGUUAAUACGUUGUUGAACGUGAAGCUCUGUGAGACCGAUGAAGGCAACCAUGUGUCAGUGCUGGAUCUACCUGCUAAUGUUGUCAUUAUACCUCAGGCCACAUUGGGUGGCAAACUCAAGGGGCGUAGCAUGCAGUACCAUUAUAACAUUGGAAAAGAGGAAGGAAAAGAACUGUACGAGUACUUUGUUGCUCUAUGUGAAAAGGAAUUUGCCUCAAAUGCUAAAUGUGCUGAAGCUGGAGUUGUGGUCAGGCAUGGGACCUAUGGGAUCAGACAAGUGCUGCAAACAGACACCAAUGGACCAUAUACUCACUUGAUUGAAUUUUAAAACAUUAUUUCACAAUUCAGAAAUAUGUACAAGAAUGUAUUGUUCUUCUGUUUUUAUGUGUAUAAAGUCUUUUUUCUUUGGAAUAGACUUGCAGUGAAUUAGACCACUAUUAUUACGAGAUUACAUUUCUGUGUUCAGAGAGACUGACAUUUUUGAUUGUUCAUUCAUGGGAUGUGGGCAUCACUGGUUUGACAGCAUUUAUUGUCCAUCUAUAGUCGCCCAGAGAAAGUGGUGGUGAGCUGCUUUCUUGAACUGCUACAGUCUACAUGCUGUAGCUAGACCCACAAUACUGUUAGGGAGGAAGUUCCAUAAUUAUGAACCAACCAUACUGAAGCAAUGUUGAUAAAUUUCCAAGUCAGGAUGUGGUGGCUUGGAAGGGAACGUGCUGAUGGUGGUAUUCAUAUGUAUCUAUUGCCCUUCUCCUUUAUAGAUGGAAGUGGAUGUGCGUUGGGAAGGUGCUGUCCAAGGAGCUUUGGUGAAUUUCUGCAGCUUAUCUUGUCAAUAGUACACACCGUUAUGGUGCGGAGGGACUGGCUGUCUUUGGAUGUGGUCCCAGUGAAAUGUGCUGCUUUUUUUCUGGACGGAGUCAAGCUUCUUGAUCUUGUAAAUGAUACCCCCUGCUUCAUCUUGAAUUACAUUUUAUAAAGCAGUUUUGGAUAAAAUA